CUCUGAAUUUAUCUCGCUCCGCUGCCAGUGCCGGGGUUAUAAAAGUCAACACCCUCCGGCCAGCUGCACCCCGACGUCUUUGCUCAGCUAAUUCCACCCCUGCACCCGACCUCACCACCCAAUCCCCACCACUCCCCGGAGUUCUAUGGCCUACACGUCCUCCCUCCCCAAGCACCUCCUCCUCCCCAGGACACGCCGGAACACGCGCUCCUCCUCCUCCUUCGUCCCCGCCGCGGCCAGGACCAACGGCGCCGCCCCGCGCGUAAACGGGCACGCCGAGAACGCGCCGCCCGACGGCAAGGUACAGAUCAACGGCAACGGCAAGGGAGGGCACGGCAGCGUCAACAGGAAGGGGCAGGUCGUCAACGGCCACGCUAAGAAGGGCGUCAACAGGAAGGGGGCACACGUCAACGGCCAUGCGGACCGGAUCCACCUCUCGGUGAGCACGGGCGGCGGGGGCGGGGGGCAAGAUGGGACCGGGCUCCGGGUGGCGUUCCAGGGCGCGCCCGGCGCGUACAGCGAGUUCGCAGCCAAGACGGCGCUGCCCGGGUGCGACACCGUCCCGUGCCGCUCGUUCGCCGAUGCGCUGGCGGCCGUGGAGCGCGGGGGCGCCGACCGGGCUAUCCUCCCCGUGGAGUCCACCAUGGAGGGCACCGCGCUGCGGAACUACGACCUCCUGCUGCGGCACGAUCUGGUGGUGGCGCAGGAGAUCAACCUCUUCGUGCACUACUGCCUCCUCGCCAUGCCGGGGGUCCGCGCCACCGAGGUGCGCCGCGUUAUCAGCCACCCGAUGGCGCUCGCGCACUGCGGCCGCGCGCUAGCCCGCCUCGGCGUGGACCGCGAACCCGUCGAGGACACGGCGGGCGCCGUGGAGAUGCUGCGGUCCAACCGGAUGCUCGACACCGCGGCCAUCGCCAGCCCGCGCGCCGCCGACCUCUACGGCCUCGACGUGCUCGCGCACGGCCUCCAGGACGAGUCCUGGAACGUCACCCGCUUCCUGCUGCUCUCCAGGCCGCCCUCGCCCGUGACCCUACCCGUGGACGCCGACGCCAAGACCAGCAUGGUGGUCGUGCACCGGGGCGGGUCCAUGAUGAUGGUGCUCAAGGUGCUUUCCGCCUUCUCCUCCCGCAGCAUCAACCUCACCAAGCUGGAGGUCAUCAACAACGACGCCGUCAGCGACGCCGACGGCGCGCGGCCCCCGGUGAUGGUCCUGGACACGAGCGCCCGCGGCGCGCCGACGCUGCGCGCGUUCCCGCACGUCCUCUACGUCGACUGUGAGGGCGCCGCCCACGACCCACGCGUCCGCGAGGCCAUCCAGGAGAUUGCGAGGUUCGCCGUGUUCGUGCGCGUCCUCGGCUGCUACGCCGCCGAUACCACUGUCUACGACCUGCAAUGAGGAGGAGAGGAUCAUACAGGUGAAUCGAAGCAUCGAAUUAGCUAGCUACUUCGCUGCAAUUGGACUACUAUUUUGGAGCCGUCCAUUCUAGUAUCAACCAACAACUAGCUUCAGUGAGACAGCUGCUUGCUUGCUGCUGGCCUGCUGCUAAGUAUUUUCUGUACAGGUGCAAUAAGAAUCUUUCUAUUGCUGCUGAUGCUUGUGGAUUAGCUGUGCGCAUAGGUCUAAGCUUGGUCAGAUGCCAGCUGAUUGUUGUAAUUUUGUAGUGCUAGAUCUUCCUAGAAACUUUCGAAUCCCUAUUGCAGUCUAGAUAAAUUGAGUAGCCAUUUCGCAAAGUACUGAAAUUUGUACAAGAGCAAUGUAAUAUAAUGUUGUGCUAAUCUACCGCUUUGUUUAGUA
Messenger RNA from Phragmites australis (common reed), 1795 nucleotides. RefSeq names its product arogenate dehydratase/prephenate dehydratase 6, chloroplastic-like. Gene Ontology annotation, molecular function: arogenate dehydratase activity; prephenate dehydratase activity. Lineage: Eukaryota; Viridiplantae; Streptophyta; Magnoliopsida; Poales; Poaceae. The transcript has a single exon. The record is from RefSeq and is a predicted model, not a curated record. Gene Ontology annotation, cellular component: chloroplast; cytoplasm. Bases 146 to 1396 code for a protein of 416 amino acids. Gene Ontology annotation, biological process: L-phenylalanine biosynthetic process.